Cercospora beticola is the source of this 3492-nucleotide messenger RNA. Its product is annotated as aldehyde dehydrogenase family protein. Gene Ontology annotation, cellular component: cytoplasm. Gene Ontology annotation, biological process: aldehyde metabolic process. Gene Ontology annotation, molecular function: aldehyde dehydrogenase (NAD+) activity. Lineage: Eukaryota; Fungi; Ascomycota; Dothideomycetes; Mycosphaerellales; Mycosphaerellaceae. The record is from RefSeq and is a predicted model, not a curated record.
GACUGAUGUGGCUGUUCCAGAGGGAAGGUGUCUGAGCGACUUGUCAGCAGCUGCGAGCCUGAGGGCGCAUUAAAUCGAACCCAACCUACAUACGUACGAGAGCGAGGCGCUCGGGCCACUAUUCGUCCUCUUCACAGGCACAUGCCUCGGCCGGUCGACCCCAUUGCGCCAGCUCGAAUGCUCACCAUAUGUAGGACACGCCCGCCUACGAACGAAUGAUUGCUGUCCGUCAGCUGCCUGUUGCGCUCCCUCUCCUUGCUCUUCUUCUCUUUCCACACCUUCCCACAAGAUGCCCAUCCAUUUGACCAUGAACGACAUUCCCGAGCUGACGUUCACCACGGAAGCGUCCAUUCCGCAACUCCAUCAGCGCGUUGUCAAUAAAUUUCACACCCACGAAACGCGCCCCAUAGAGUACCGGCUCAAGCAGCUGCGCUCUUUGUACUGGGGAUUGAAAGAUGCAGAGUCCGCAGUCAUGGAGGCUUGUAUGUUGGAUUUGAAGAAGUCAAGCUACGAGACCUAUCUUACUGAGAUCGGCUGGAUUCUCAAUGACAUAAUAUUUAUGAGCAAAAACCUGCAGAGGUUCAUGAAAGAAGAGAAAGCAGAGGACACAUCCUUGACCAACUGGCCCAUGCGUCCACGGUAUCGUAAAGACCCUCUCGGUGCCGUGCUGAUCAUUGGAGCAUACAACUUUCCCUUCCAGCUCUCACUGGGCCCGCUGGUUGGUGCCAUUGCUGCAGGCUGCACUGCUGUGCUGAAGCCAUCUGAAAAUGCCCCAAAUGCUGCGCGUGUCAUGCAGCACAUCAUCGAACAAUCGCUUGACCCGAAUGGCUAUCAGGUCGUGCAGGGCGCCAUUCCUGAGACCACUGCUGUGCUCGCUUGCAAAUGGGACAAGAUCUUCUACACUGGCAACGGUGCCGUGGGAACGAUCAUUGCGAAGAAAGCUGCCGAGACCUUGACUCCUGUCACUUUGGAGCUGGGAGGUCGCAAUCCUGCUAUCAUCACCAAGAACGCCGAUGCACGCCUCGCAGCUCGUCGACUUCUUUGGGCGAAGCUUAUGAAUGUGGGACAAGUCUGCGUCAGUCAGAACUACAUUCUCGUCGAUAAGGAAAUCCUUCCCGAAUUCGUUCGCCAGCUUGAGGUCGCCAUCGCCGAGUUCCAGCCAAAGGGCGCUGAGCAAGCCGCAGAUUACGGCAAAGUCAUCAACGAACGUCAAUGGACUCGCCUCAAGAAGAUGCUCGACAGUACCAACGGCAAAAUUCUUCUUGGUGGCAAUACCAACAAGUCUACCCUCUUCUUCGGACCCACUGUUGUCCAGGUCAAUUCCGCCGACGACCCUCUCCUCACCGAUGAGUCCUUCGGGCCUCUGAUUCCUAUCCUCCCUGUCCAGGACCUCGACGAAGCCAUCCGGACAGCAAACAGAAUCGACUCCACUCCACUCGGCAUCUACCCCUUCGGCACCACUGCCGAGACCAACAAAGUCCUGUCCCAGACUCGUUCCGGUGGCGCCUCUGUCAACGAUGCCUUCUUCCACGCUUCCAUUCCCACCCUCGCUUUUGGUGGCGUCGGAGAAUCUGGUACAGGAUCUUAUCGCGGCAAAGCUUCUUUCGAUUGUUUCACACACCGUAGAAGUGUCACCACAACUCCGGCGUGGAUCGAAGGGCUACUGGCUAUUCGCUACCCACCUUAUACCGAUGCAAAAUUGAAGAAGUUCCGCGGCAUGUCGGAGCUCAAGCCGGACUUUGAUAGGAAUGGGAACCCUACGGGAAGUGGGUUGUUGUGGUGGGUUCUUGGACUGGGUGGAAAGAGUUUGACGGGAGGCUUCACAAGAUGGGUGCUUGUUGCUGUUGUUGCGACGUUGGCCAAGUUGUAUCGGGAGAGAUAUGCAUGAGGGCAAAGGCAAGACGGUCUAAAGACGUAUUACGGCAGCAGUGUAAUGAUGCGGGGCCUGUGGCUUGCGUGUUGAUGGAGAAGCCGUUGUAUGGAAAUAGAGAUUAUGUCUACUUUGGCAUAUCUAGGAGAACGUGCCAUGUGAUAUCCCAGAAUGAGUGUCUUGGUAUUUUCACAUAUUCUGCUCAUGUUCUCGUGCCCAUUGUAAUCCACGGUUCUUCGAUACGAGCAUGGCGCGCACGAAGCUCACCAGUACAACCUUUCUGCUUGGCGACAUGUCAUGCCCCCUCUAACUUUUUGUGCGGCGAUUGAUUUCCGGCGCCGUGUCUUCAGUGUCAGCUUUUGAUGCCCAGGGCGUCAGAGAAAUUGCUUUGAACCCCUGCUCGAGGCGAUCUGAAAGGCAUUCGAAGCGAACAUCGCCAGCACGCACAGCCUCGCUCGAGACGAGACGCUCUCGUAUCAGAUCAGAGACUUCCGUCAUGCCGUGCUCGCAAAGCGUCUGCUGUUGAGAAGCAGUAGGCAACUCACGCUCCUCAUUCAUACUGACUCAAACUCUCCCCCGUUGUUCCGUCCACAGCAUGCAACACCUCUUAUAACCUCCCACCUCCAACUUCCUCACUUUCCUGUCCAAUUCCAUCUUCUCCUCGUGCUCAAUGCCAAGGCUCUCCGCCUCAACCUCGACAAAACCCUUCCUUCGAUACCAAGGCCCAUUCCAAGGCACAUCCUUAUAGCACGUCAAUGACACUCUCGACACUUCCUCUCCUGUCUGAAUAGCUAGCUCUCGCGCCCAGUCGAAGACAGCAUUCAACAGCAUGCCUCCUACACCUUUCCCGUUAUGUUCUGCAAGAACAGAGAUCUCCGCAAUGUAAAUCGUAUUAUCCUUCGGGAGAGCCGCGAUGAUACCCACAGCUUUUGGCUCUGAAGCGGAAGAGUCCAUCACAAGGAAGACUCGGCCACGAGAGAGCCAGGUGUUCAGCCCGGAGAUAGAGUUGGGAGUGAAAGUGCCCGGUUGCGCGAGAUGUGCGAGAUCCGGAAUCGUGCUGAACUUUUGCACAGAACAUUCUUCAAUGGCUCUGAUUGCUGGUGCGUCGUCCGGGGUGGCGCGGCGGAGGAAGUAGGUCGGAGAUAGUGUGGCCAUAUCGCGACAACCUGAGACGAUGACCGAUGGCAUGUGGUUGAGAACCGCUGAUGUGAGCCAUGGCCCAUUUUCUGCAGCCGAAGGGUGCGGGGCACGGCCUACUGCGGGGCGAGUGUUUUGUGUUCCAGGAAAGCAGCAGUCUGCACGUCGGUCGUCCUGUUGCAUGAUUGUACCAAGAUUAAGCUGGUGGCAGCAUGAGCGCUCAAGACUUGUCAUCAUAGCUUGCUUGUCUGCAGUCCGGCGGCCUCGAAUAUCCUCAUUGCUCGUUGACACCAGCAUAGCUUGACAGUUUCGUUACGUCUCCUGUACCAAGCUGCCGCCAGCUCGAGAGGUACCAUCGCGGAGAACAGUGCAACAUAGCCAUUCUCUGGCUCUGUGUCGAAGGCUAUUGUCAUACACAAAUGAUUUGCGAGUUCUGUCGCAGUUGUGAUGAGUCUUUCCAUCUCCUGAUCAUCGCACUGCAAUUC